GCUCAUGGCAGAGGAAAUAAAAGCCAACAAGCAGAAUUAACUGAGAUGCGAUAUAUGAUUAACAACUUGUUGUGAGCUGUGCAAGCUUUACAGCAACAGGAACCCAUAGGAACCUGUCUGGAGAUGCCAGAGGGUGAUCUGGUAGACACACCAAAAGGUAGUCUAAAGGAUGAGACCAUAGAUGGAGGGGAUGAUAACCCUUUUCAUGAAACUAGAACCACAAGUCAAGCACUAAGAGGUGGAUUGGAAGAGCAGUUGAUACGUGCCCUUGAUUUGAACAGUGGUGGAAUUAAAAUAGAAGUUAUUGAUUUCCAUGGAAAGAUGUAUGCAGAAGAUUAUUUAGAUUGGGAAGUUAGUUUGGAGAAUUAUUUUCAAUUGAAACACAUGGCAGAAAAUAGGAAGGUGAUUUUUGUAAAGCAUAAAUUGAACGGAGCUGCACUUCAAUGGGGGAAGAGAGAUGAAAAACAGCAUUCUGGACGAGGCAAGCCAAACAUCAGCAAUUGGAAGCACAUGAAAGCAAAGAUAUGGAAACAGUUUUUGCCAGCUAGUUAUGCAACGGAAUUGUAAAAAAAAUUCAGACCCAAAAACAGAAUAGAAUGGCAAUGGAGGAGCAUACUCCAAUAGUAAAGAAUGUAACAUCUCAUUCCAUUACUCAAACAGGCAAUUUAGGAAUUCAAUGUUUUAGUUGUGGAGGGAAGGGGCAAUACUCUUUUGCUUGUCCAUAACUUGGGGAGAAAGUAAACAAGUUUGAAGAGGAAUUGAAGAGGAAGGAGGUGACAUGUUAGAACUAGUUUACGAUGUUUAUUGUGAUGAAAUUGAAGAAGUGGACAUUCUUUCAAUUCAAGGAGAAUCUUUAAUGAUUCAAGAAAUGAUGGCAAUAGCU
Messenger RNA from Rubroshorea leprosula, 883 nucleotides. The record is from the annotation of a GenBank genome assembly. NCBI's taxonomy places the organism in Eukaryota, Viridiplantae, Streptophyta, Magnoliopsida, Malvales, Dipterocarpaceae.